AUGUCCAAGGGUGAGCCCUCGGGCGACUUUGGAGAAUAUGAGAAGCACCAUGCGUACGUCGAGGAGCAUAUCCUCCAGAAUAGCAGUCGCCAGGCCCAGCCGGCGGCUAUUGGAUUCCAGGGCUACAUUGUUCAGACGUCCGAACCAUUCACGGGCUUUCAUCACAUUGUGAUUGCCUAUUGCUUGCUGGCUUUUCUCCUAAUGUACCCAUUCGUUGUGUUUGGACGCCAUCUUCAUGUUGUGAGGAAACGCCGUCAAUCGGAAUCGAUACAAGCAAGCGGAAAGGCACUGCCUAACAAAAGCCAACAAGAUGAGAACUUUGUCUCUCCACCCGGAAGCGAACUGACUUCAGCAGUCCCGGCUAAUCCUCCUGCCAAGGGAGAUAACAACAACAACAACAACAAUACUAAUGGAACGGUCCACGCUGCCAUUCUCUUGCCGCCGAAUCCAGAGAGCAGGUCAGUGUGCAGCGCUCCUCAAAUGGAAGAAAGCGAAAAAGGAAAAGAACCAAUUCCCGUGACACCCACAACCACCAAGAGUACCCUCCAGGACGAAACGGAUAGGACCACAGAAUCAGCGGCUCAGAUGCCAAGCGUUCCUCUACCACCUCCUAUCGAAGUCGGAAGGAGAACACAAACCCUCCUCGCAGCGCAACAACCCUCCGUUCGAUCGUCGCAGCCCGCACGUCAAACAUCGCAAGUGGCCAGCAGUAGUGGACUUCUCAGUCGAAAUCUCAGUGCGGCAACUACGGGGCGGUUGUAUACCAUGUCGGCAACAGGAAGAUCGUCGGCAGCCUGGCCUCGCCGGAAGCACUCUCGUCGUCCCUCGGGAGAUCCGUCCUGGCAGUGGCGAAGAGCCAUUCAAACCGAAAGGCGGCAUCUCAGUAGGCGCCUCGAGAGAUUGUCGCAACAGGUUGCCAAUGGCCCUGCUGCCAGUAGUAAUACAAUGUCUCGUCUCAAGAGCAGUGCGGCGGGGUUGAAAAUGUCGGGUUUGGCCAAUAGUGUGUUGGAUGCCGAGUCCAAAGAACAGCAGACGAACCAACCACAACAGCAGCAGCAACAACAACAACAACAGCAACAACGAUCCUCCAAGGUUUCACCUCAUCAGCAGCCGCCUCCGGUGACUGGAUCCGUGGCGGCGUUUUAUGCGCGAAAAGCCAUGGCCAUUCGACAACGGCAGUCUGCUGCCAAACAACAAUCCUCGCAAUUCAUGAGGAGGCCUUCGUUCAGUGGAAGUGCUCGAAGUGGAAGUCUCCGAAGUUGGAAUGAGAAUGGUGGCAAGUACGGAUAUCCUUCUUCCAUCAUGUCCAGCAUUGUGGAUGACAUUUCUCCCAAUGAUGCUGCGGAUGCGGACGACCCGGGUAAAGUAAGGUACUUUCCUGGAUCACCCGAAACUGCUCAUGCCCACCGCACACCCUUGGCGGCUGCAUGUUGCAUGGCUAUGGAACCUUGGUUGGACGUUGCCGAACUCAACGAGGAAUGGAAACGGAUGAUGGGGCUGGCCUUUCCCGUCACUGUUGGUGCUCUCGUAGAACCGGUUACUAGAUGUUUCCUCAUUGUCAUCUUGUCGCAGUUUGUGGGAACCCAUGCCAUGGUCGCAUUCUUAUUGGUUCAGCUCCUCUACCGAAUGACUGGCGAAAUUCUAUCGGUUGCCAUUACAGAUGCCGAGUCGACGCUGGUUCAAUUGGCUCUAACCAGUACGGCUACGAACAACAACGCAGAGGGCGAGAACAAUAACAACAACGGCCCCAGCACUUUCACCCGUGAAGGAUACCUGUUGGCUGGGCAAUACGUGCAGCUGUCUUGCAUCCUGCAGGCCGUCUUGGUUGGAACGGUGCUCAUCCUAUGGUACACUUGGAUGGAUGAUGUCUUGCUGUGGUUGGUCGAUUCUGUGGAGAUUGCAGCCUUGGCACAGCAGUAUUUCGAGAUCAUUUUCGUGUUGUUCUUGGUGCAAGCCAUCUAUCGCACCGUCAUGGUCCCCUGCCAAAUUCGUGGUUCAGUCCAUUCGACAACUGAGACCAUCAUGGAUGUAUGCGUAGCAUCCCUGACCUUGAUUGCUAUUCUGAUAGUUUUGUCAACAACAUCCAGCAUCCCCAAAGAAUACCCUGACCAAAUUGACAAUGAAGGCGAUGACAACGUUUACACCCCUCAAGACCGACUCGAGGAGAGUCGGACUGCCCUGAUAUCCGUUGCGUGGAUCCAAGUCAUUGUUGGAAUUGCAUCCUGUGUCUUGAAGGUGACGUACUGUGUGGUCAAGGGGUGGAUGGAUCACUUCUGGGCGGGCCUUCUGCGCAGCGUUGCAGUACUGAACUUUGGAGCGAUGUGUAACCUUGUACUUUCCUCCAUACCUCUCAUAAUGGGGUCUUUCCUGGAAUUGGGAGAAGUCGAUCUGCUUACACUCUUCCUCCAGACAUUGGGCCCUGCUGAAGUUGCAACGUGGGCUAUCAUGGGAAGCAUCUGGGAUGUUUUGGAGGCGUCAACCGAAGGCAUCAGCGAAGCUGCAGCCAUUCGGGUGGCGUUUCACUUGUCAGCCUCCCAGCCCUCGCUAGCAAAGAAAUUGUCCCACAAAGCCUUGUUCUGGACUGUUGUCAAAGCGUUAAUCUUGACAUCGAUUCUGUUACUGUCUGGAAGGCACUUGAUUGUUGCUCUGACGGUUGACUACACCCUCCAGCAUCUCCUUGAUUCACUUUUGGGUCUAAUGGUUGGUGACGAUGCCAGUGGCAUUAAUCUUCAUCUAUGGACUAAACUACGACGAAGUGUCGGUGGCAGGCGCACUAGCAAUGGGUUCUGCAACCUGUGCUUGUGUUUUGGCAUCUGUUCUCUUCAGUAG
This is a messenger RNA of Seminavis robusta, 2829 nucleotides long. The record is from the annotation of a GenBank genome assembly. Lineage: Eukaryota; Bacillariophyta; Bacillariophyceae; Naviculales; Naviculaceae.